AUGGAGGGGGUUAUGCGGGGAGCGGCGGACCUCGUGGGUAUUCUAGCUAAACACAUCAAUUCAGUUGUCAGAAGCCAAAUCCGAGCUAAUAUCAAAGAGAAUUAUCAAUUUGAUCGUUUCAAAUUUGAAAGCAGAGAAAAAGAGGAAAUUGAAGAGAUUGUCGACGAAGAGAAGUUUAGAAUAGCGGAACUCGAAAAACUUCUCGAUGAACUGAAAAUCAAGUUUGACGAGCUUGGUCACCCCGUGUUGGAAUUUUUAGAAGGAUACUGGCGCAUUCGCAUGAUCGAAGUUCUUUCCCAACGUGAUCCCUACGACGAGGAACAUGCCAUUGAAUCAAGACGAAUUGGUGUCACACUAGAACUGGACGAAUAUGUUGUCCCUGACAGGAUAUCUCUGCUUAUUGGCUCAAAUAUCAUGUAUGAAAUCAGUACAUAG
Molecule: messenger RNA, 435 nt
Organism: Penicillium hordei
Lineage: Eukaryota; Fungi; Ascomycota; Eurotiomycetes; Eurotiales; Aspergillaceae
Exons: 2
Coding region: 1-435 (144 amino acids)
Source: RefSeq, a predicted model, not a curated record